This is a messenger RNA of Rhineura floridana, 1537 nucleotides long. RefSeq names its product mitochondrial ribosomal protein S16 (gene MRPS16). Gene Ontology annotation, molecular function: structural constituent of ribosome. The transcript has 4 exons. Gene Ontology annotation, cellular component: ribosome; mitochondrial small ribosomal subunit. The coding region runs from base 461 to 856 and encodes 131 amino acids. NCBI's taxonomy places the organism in Eukaryota, Metazoa, Chordata, Lepidosauria, Squamata, Rhineuridae. The record is from RefSeq and is a predicted model, not a curated record. Gene Ontology annotation, biological process: mitochondrial translation.
CGCUCCGCGACCCUCCUCGCUUUCCCCCACCCCUCACGGGGCCAUGGGCUGCCCCCUCCCCUCACCGGCUCUGCCGCCGCCCAAGCGCCCAGCCCAGCCAAGCGUGGUUUCCCCGCCUGCGAGGCCUAAGGCGGUUGCUCAGCAACGCGGGGAAACAACGCUGAGGGGACGACUACAGCUUCCGUCGCCUUUCGCGACGCGCACGUCGUGAGCCUCGCGCUCUGAUUGGCCAGCGCCUCUACGCUAAGGUCAAGGAACACGCCUCCUCUCUCACCCACUGGGCGCAUGCGCAGGGGCUGCCCCGGCUUGUUCACGUGGUUUCCGACCUCCAGGAGUUUUUGCAGAGAUGUUGGGCUCCUGGUUCCUCGCUUAAUAACGUUUUUUCUUAAAACGAAUGUUAAUAAAAGUUGGGAUCUGAUUUCUUACCUUAGUUUCUCUUUAUCCUCAGCAAGCAGACAUCAUGGUUCAGCUGGGGCACCUCCUGCUGAAAAACUACCACAACCUGCGCAUUGUCAUCCGUUUUGCCCUUGGCGGCUGCACCAACAGGCCUUAUUUCCGGAUUGUGGCUGCACACAACAAGCGAGCUCGGGACGGCAAGUACCUGGAGCAGCUUGGCUGCUAUGACCCUCUCCCUAAUGACCACGACGAAAAAAUAGUUGGCUUGAACGUUGAGCGGCUGAAAUACUGGAUUGCCAACGGAGCCCAUCUCACCAUGCCUGUCGAAAAACUUCUGGGGCUUUCUGGAUUUUUCCCCCUGCAUCCCAUGACCAUCACCAAUGCCGAACGAGAAAAGAGAAAGCAAGCCCGGGAGGCUGCAACAGCCACUCAGGAAGAAAGUGUGGCUGAGAAUCAAUAAAGAGCAAAGUGCGUGGACAAAGUGGGGACUCUCGCUGCCAGCUCAAAGGGCAGCAGCCGGAAGAAGUGGAAGAACUGUCUGCUGUGCCAGGGAAGCAAACUCUGCACCAUUACAGAGCCAGGGGAGGGGGAAUGCAUGGUCCUCUAGAUCUUGUUGGAACCCAUCGACCCCGCCCAGGAAGGCCGGGGAUGAUGGAAGAUGGAGGCCAACAUCAUCUGGAAGGCUAGUUUCUUGCCCAUUUCAAAGUGGUGUUGUAGCACCCAAUGCAAGAGGCAUCCUCCCCCACAAGGGAGGGGAGCUUGCGGUCUGUUAGGUGUUACUGGACUACAACUCCCAUCAUCCCUGACAUUUGGCUGUGCCAGCAGUUGUGAGUCUGUCAACAUUUAGCCAACCGUGGGUUUCCUACUUCUGUCUUAAAAAUUCAGCCCUUUUCACUUGGCUGCAUUUAGAAAGUCCUUAAUAGCAUCUCUGCCCGCAAGACGUGGGGAGAGUACCGUCUUUGGGAAAAGGUUUGUCUUAGACGGCUUUGCCAGAGACAUGACAAUAGACUGAUGGGACGGAAGGGUUGUUUCUCUGUGCCAGCCUGUGGGUUGAUCUACCUUCCCCCCCCCCCAAAAAAGAGGCACAACAUUCAGCUCCCCUGUAAUCAAAAAAUUAAAGUUUCCACCCUUUUGCUUGCAA